Molecule: messenger RNA, 4184 nt
Organism: Paralichthys olivaceus (Japanese flounder)
Lineage: Eukaryota; Metazoa; Chordata; Actinopteri; Pleuronectiformes; Paralichthyidae
Gene: rbm27
Product: RNA binding motif protein 27
Biological process (GO): mRNA processing
Cellular component (GO): nucleus
Molecular function (GO): metal ion binding; RNA binding
Source: RefSeq, a predicted model, not a curated record
AACGAAACGUGCGCGAACAAGAAAACACGCGAAUGUAACGUGCGUCGUCAGGCCCGCGUUACGACAGCUCGCCCUGUGUUGCCAUCGUUGCCGUAAAGCGCUUUGUCCCGACCUGCCAGUGAAGAGACCGAAGGCCUGGAAGCUUUUAAAUUCAUAGACGAUGAGAGCAGACUCGUCCAAACGCACCUCCGUGUUAUAGACAGUGUUGUAGUCCUUCUCACGAUGAUCAUAGAGAAUGUGGAAGCCUUGAAGUCGUGGCUUGCAAAACUCCUGGAGCCAAUAUGUGAUGCUGACCCUUCUGCGUUAGCCAACUACGUGGUGGCUCUGGUGAAGAAGGACAAACCAGAGAAGGAGCUCAAAGCACUUUGUGCUGAUCAGCUUGAUGUCUUCCUACAAAAAGAGACAACAGGAUUUGUCGAUAAACUUUUUGAAUGCCUGACGACCAAGAACUACCUGGGAAGUCCCGCUGCCAAGGAGGCUCCUAAAGAGGAGGUCAAACCACCAGCAGUCAAGCCGGAUGUUGUGGAGGCUGAAACACCAGAGGAUGAGAGAGAAAACAGGUGGAGGAGAAGUCCUCUGAGAAAUCGCUCUGACUUUGAGUCCAGGAACCGUGAUGACAGAAGGCGAGAUGAGCGCAAGCGCCGCGACUUCGAUAGGCACGGGAAAAGCAGCAGCGACUCCCACCGUGAGCGGGAGCGGCAUGAACGCCGCAGGGGCAGCCCCCGGGGGAGGAGCUACAGCCGCAGCAGGAGCAGGAGUGGCAGUCGAGGAAAGAGCAGGGACCGGGAGCACAGAGGAGGCAGAGACUUUAAGUCAAAGUUUGAGGUGGAAAGAAAGGAUACCGACGGCUACAACUCUUCAACCACGUCCGGCCCCCAGCAGCAGCACCCGCCGCCUCUCCUGCCCCUGCCCACACCUCCGCACCCCUUUUCCUCCUCUUCCUCAUCGGCCGCUGGCGUCUCAGGAGCGGGAGGCGUUCCUGUAGCAACACUGGCUCACCUGCCUGAUAGCACUACAGACAGCUGGUCUGGCUACUAUGGCACCCAGAGGCCAGAUGGUGUCGGGAAGCCAUUCAGCAACAAGGGUGUUUCACUCAAACAGCGUUGCAGGGAUUAUGAUGAAAAGGGAUUUUGUGUCCGUGGUGACCUUUGUCCAUUCGACCACGGCAACGACCCUCUCAUAGUGGAUGAUGUCAAUCUACCAAAUAUGAUUCCGUUUCCACCCCCGCCUGUUAUGCCCCCCGCUGGCCUGCCUAUGCCCCCCGCUGGCCUGCCUAUGCCCCCGAUCACUGAGCCACCCCCUAACCUCAGGAUACCUCCGAUGCCUCCUUACGGCCAACCACCACCUCCGGGCGUCUUCCCAAUAAAUGGACCCCCACUGAUAGCAACUAGUGGGAUCGAUACCCCCAACCACCAAUCGGCAAUCGCUUCUUCUCCUCCUAUUGGACCGCCUGGUGUAGGACGGCCACCAACUCUUCCUCCUCCUCCUCCACCUCCUCCUCCUCCUUCAUCCUCGUCUGUGUCUCUUCAUCCCCAAUAUGUCCAGUCUGAAUACAACUAUGAUCCAGAGGGCUACAACCCAGAAUCCCCAGCCUUGACGGCAGCAGGUCGUAACCCGUACCGUCAGUUUAUUCCCCGAGUGCAGACCCAGCGCUCCAACCUCAUCGGCCUCACAUCCAACGAAGGACAAGGAUCCAGAGCUGCAAACAUAGUGAUUCAGACAGAGCCAGUCCCUGUAGCCAGUGCUCCCAGAACUAACGUGCCCAGUUUCAACGCCGAGCAGGAAAACAGGAAGAGAACCAUGGGACAUAAUGCAGCUGAAGGACCAGCAGCUAAAAAACCCUGGAUGGAGAAGACAAACUUUAACAAUCAACAUAAGAGCAGUUUCCCUAAGAGAAAUCACUACGUGAACACCAAGCUGGAGGUGCGCAAGAUCCCUCGAGAGCUCAACAAUAUCACCAAGCUCAAUGAGCACUUCAGCAAGUUUGGAACCAUUGUCAAUAUACAGGUUGUGUUUGGUGGAGACCCAGAGGCAGCGCUGAUUCAGUACACAAAGAAUGAAGAAGCCAGACGGGCCAUAUCCAGCAUCGAGGCGGUCCUCAACAACCGCUUCAUCCGUGUGUACUGGCACCGCGAGCCCGGCACCAACCCAACAGGGCUUCAGCAGCUGGAGCAGAGCUCAGGGAGCCAAGUACCUGGUUCGACCCCCAGCCAGGGGCCGCAGCACAGCAACGUGCAUAAGGGAAUAAAACAGCACUGUCCAGCCGCCUAUGUGUUGAACAAGACUGUACCAAAGCACCGCCUGGCAGCAGCGGCUGGGGCCACAGCUGCAACCAGGCCAGACAGCCUGAACCCAAACACAGAUGCUGCCAAUGUGGCGCCUGCACUGACAAACCCCCAGAAGAACCCCUACACUUCCACAGCCCUUAAGUUGUCCUCAAAGAGCCUUGGGAAAACGGGAAAAGCACUCGAAGCACAGGAAGUCCUCAAGAAGAAACAGGAGGCAUUCAAACUCCAGCAGGACAUGAGAAAGAAGAAGCAGGAGAUGUUGCAGACACAGAUCGAGUGCCAGAAGGCCCUGAUAAACAGACUGGAGAAGAACCGAGGGAUGAAACCUGAGGAAAGAGCCAACAUCAUGAAGACCUUGAAGGAGAUGACAGACAAGAUCACACAGCUGCAGAAUGAGAUGAAUCCUGCCUCCCAGAUCUCCAGCACCAAGUCCAACCACAAUCAGUCCAAGACCAAGACUGAUGCCCAGAAGGAACUGCUGGAUGCAGAGCUGGACUUUCACAAGAAAAUGAGCUCUGGAGAGGACACGACAGACCUCAAGAGAAAACUGGGGCUGUUACAGGUGGAGGCGACACGGUUGGGUCUGAUACGGCCUCCAACAGGUCGAGGUCGGGGUCGAGGGAAGAUGGCACUUGAGCCUGGCUCGAUGCACGUGGGCCGGGGGAGGGGCCGAAGCCGGGAAAUGAUGGCUAGAGGCGGGGCCGUGAACCGUAUGGUGGUCGACCACAGACCCAGAGCCCUGGCUAUUUUGGGGGUUACUCAGCAGGAGAAGGAGGAGCUUAUGCCGCACUUUGUGAAAUUCGGGGAAAUUGAGGAUCUCCGUGACCAAGACGCUAACAGUGUCGUCAUGACCUUUAAAACACGAAGCGAAGCAGAGAAUGCAGCUAACCAGGGAGCUAAGUUCAAAGGUCGAGUGCUGCAGAUUUCCUGGUACAAACCCAAGACACCCUCUGUAAACACGGAGCCAGAGGAGGAAGAAGCUAAAGAUGAGGACAAUAAGAAGGAGGCUGGCUCUUAUUUGCCUGGUGAGGAAGAGGAGGAGGAGGAAGACGACGACGAAGACGACGAGUACGAAAGUCGAUCAUGGAGACGGUGAAGGCUACCUGAUUCUCCUGUCACCUGCUGUUCAGCGAAAUCAGUACCUCCCCUCACAUGAAGAUUAAAUCAAUACAACGGAACUCACAUUUUUUUCCUUUCCAGUAUUUUCAAACUAAGUAAUUUUAAACUCUGAUCAAAGUAAAAACAUCUUUACUUUAUUGUUCCUCGAAAGACGUUUAGGAGGUCGAUGUUUUUUUGUAUCCCUCGACUAAACAAUUAUUUAAAACAUCUCACUUUUGCUGAGAAAGAUAAAUGUUAAGUUGUUCUUAUAGAUAGAAAAAAACCUAUGUAAGUUGGAGUGUGCUUACCAGAUGAUUAAUAUCAGUAAUGCACAACAUUUGUGUCUACUGUGAAUAGGUAUUUUUAUACAUACUGUAUUUAAGCUCUUUUCUCACCAGUUUUUUGAAAACCUUGUCCUCCGUUCAGGGACAGCCAUUCCAUCACCAAUAGAACGUUCUCUGUCGCUGCCAGAGAGAUACUUAUUUAUUUUUCUACUGUGCCGUACCUAUAUUGGCACAGUUUGGUAUGGUUCUCAUUUUCAUUUCUUUUUUUUCCCCUCACGUUUUUCUGACACCGGCCUCUGUGCGCUGGCAUGAACACAGUCUAGUUUGUGCAUGUUGUAUUCCUAAACAAACGGAGCCACUCCCUCCGAGCACCCAAAAGUGCUGAUGCUGUACCAUGACAAUAUUCGAGCCAGUGCAGGUGCAGCUGGAUUCCAGUGCAAUAGAAAAGAACUCAAAACAAUGUUUACAAAUUACCACGUCCAUGCACGUCGCAUACAGAUUUCCCCCUUGUGUG